Messenger RNA from Dictyostelium purpureum, 937 nucleotides. RefSeq lists its product as uncharacterized. Bases 1 to 876 code for a protein of 291 amino acids. Gene Ontology annotation, biological process: amino acid metabolic process; pyridoxine biosynthetic process; pyridoxal 5'-phosphate biosynthetic process. The record is from RefSeq and is a predicted model, not a curated record. Gene Ontology annotation, molecular function: amine-lyase activity. The transcript is spliced from 2 exons. NCBI's taxonomy places the organism in Eukaryota, Evosea, Eumycetozoa, Dictyosteliales, Dictyosteliaceae.
AUGGCAGUUAACACUUUUAGAGUUAAAGCAUCACUCGCUCAAAUGUUAAAGGGAGGUGUUAUUAUGGAUGUUGUAACUCCAGAGCAAGCAAGAAUUGCCGAAGAGGCAGGAGCUUGUGCAGUAAUGGCUUUAGAAAAGAUUCCAGCUGAUAUCAGACACUUUGGCGGUGUUGCUCGUAUGAGUGAUCCAGGAAUGAUCAAAGAAAUUAUGGCAGCAGUUACUAUUCCAGUUAUGGCAAAGGUCAGAAUUGGUCAUUUUGUAGAAGCUCAAAUCCUCGAACAAAUUGGUGUAGAUUAUAUUGACGAAAGCGAGGUUUUAACAAUUGCCGACAAUGAAAACCAUAUUGAUAAGCACGAAUUUAAAGUACCAUUUGUUUGUGGAUGCAGAAAUCUUGGUGAGGCUUUACGUAGAAUAGCAGAAGGUGCUGCUAUGAUUCGUACCAAGGGCGAAGCUGGUACAGGUGAUGUAGUUGAAGCAGUCCGUCAUGCUAGAGCUGUAAAUAAAGAAAUUAAAAAAGUUCAAAAUAUGGACCCACACGAGCUAUAUAGUUAUGCUAAAGAAAUUCAAGCACCAUUAGAGUUGGUCAAAGAAGUUAAAAGAUUGGGUAGACUUCCAGUUGUCAAUUUUGCUGCUGGUGGUGUCGCUACACCAGCUGACGCUGCAAUGAUGAUGCAAUUAGGUAUGGAUGGUGUAUUUGUAGGUUCAGGUAUUUUCAAAAGUGGUGACCCAGCAAAAAGAGCCAAAGCUAUUGUCCAAGCUGUUACACAUUAUAAUAAUCCAGAGGUUUUAGCAAAGAUUAGUGAAAAUUUAGGUGAGGCAAUGGUUGGAAUUAAUGUUGACGCUAUUAAAGAAAAUUGGGCAACAAAGGAAAAAUAAAUAGGAUAGAAUUUAAUUUUCAAAAUAAUAAAAAAAUAUAAUAAAUAUUUUAUAGUUUUAU